This is a messenger RNA of Hemiscyllium ocellatum (epaulette shark), 1570 nucleotides long. RefSeq names its product actin-like protein 6B. NCBI's taxonomy places the organism in Eukaryota, Metazoa, Chordata, Chondrichthyes, Orectolobiformes, Hemiscylliidae. Gene Ontology annotation, molecular function: chromatin binding. The transcript is spliced from 15 exons. The record is from RefSeq and is a predicted model, not a curated record. Gene Ontology annotation, cellular component: NuA4 histone acetyltransferase complex; SWI/SNF complex. Gene Ontology annotation, biological process: regulation of transcription by RNA polymerase II; nervous system development. The coding region runs from base 1 to 1491 and encodes 496 amino acids.
AUGGUGCCACCAUGUGGCUCGAUCGGAAUGGAGAGGUUGCUGGGAAAGCAGCCUCGCGGCCGCCCUGUCCACCCAGCGGUCGCAUUUCCCAAAAACGCAGGCCAGCCCAGAGAGCUCUGUGCAGCCAAUGAAACACUUCUCCAAGUGGGGUUGCCGUGGGAGAUGCCGCUGUCUACGCAAAGCGAGAUCCUGCUAGCAGCCGUGAGCUCAGCGAGCCAUGGCACUGUUAACCCGGAUGAGGUGGGAGCUCUUGUCUUCGACAUCGGCUCAUUCACUGUGAGAGCUGGCUACGCUGGAGAAGACUGCCCCAAGGCGGACUUCCCGACCACCGUGGGACUCAUUAACCACGACGAGGCGGCCAUGGAGAUCGAUGAAGAGAAGGACGCAAAGUCGGGGAAGACGUACUACAUUGACACUAACUCCCUGCACGUGCCCAGGGAGGGUGUGGAGGUUAUCUCUCCUCUGAAGAAUGCAAUGAUUGAGGACUGGGAUUGCCUCCAGGCAAUUCUGGAUCACACCUACACCAAGCACAUCAAGUCGGAACCAAACCUGCACCCUGUCCUCAUGUCGGAAGCACCGUGGAACACCCGGGCCAAGCGAGAGAAGCUGACCGAGCUGAUGUUUGAGCACUACAACAUCCCCGCCUUCUUCCUCUGCAAGACCGCGGUGCUCACCGCCUUCGCCAACGGGCGAUCCACUGGCCUGGUCCUCGAUAGUGGUGCUACCCACACGACUGCUAUCCCCGUGCACGAUGGCUACGUCCUGCAGCAAGGCAUUGUCAAGUCUCCACUGGCUGGUGAUUUCAUCUCGAUGCAGUGCCGGGAGCUGUUCCAGGAAAUGAACAUGGAAAUCACUCCGCCUUACACAAUCGCCUCAAAGGAGCCCGUUCGGGAAGGCGCGUCACCGAAUUGGAAGAGAAAGGAGAAGAUCUGCCAUGUCACCAAAUCCUGGCACAACUACAUGUGCAACGAAGUAAUCCAGGAUUUCCAAGCUUCUGUACUGCAAGUUUCUGACUCACCGUAUGAUGAACAGGUCGCUGCUCAAAUGCCCACCAUCCAUCAUGAGAUGCCCAAUGGCUACAACUGCGACUAUGGGGCUGAGAGAUUGCGGAUACCUGAGGGCCUAUUUGAUCCCUCCAACGUCAAGGGCCUGUCGGGGAACACGAUGCUGGGUGUUAGUCACGUCGUCACGACCAGCAUCGGGAUGUGUGACAUCGAUAUUCGGCCGGGCCUGUACGGCAGUGUGAUUGUCACCGGGGGCAACACCUUGCUUCAAGGCUUCACCGAUCGGCUGAACCGGGAGCUCUCACAGAAAACACCGCCUAGCAUGCGGCUGAAGCUGAUAGCCAAUAACAGCACAGUGGAGCGGCGAUUCAGCCCCUGGAUUGGCGGCUCGAUCCUUGCGUCCCUGGGCACUUUCCAGCAGAUGUGGAUCUCAAAACAGGAAUACGAGGAAGGGGGCAAACAGUGCGUGGAGAGGAAGUGCCCCUGAGCACCGAGUAGGAAGGACCCCCAUACAUUAGCUGCCCAUAUGUCUGUCUGAAAGCCAAGCUCUUGCCUGCGCUCCCUUU